UGGGAUCUAUUUGCGGAUAAAUCAGACCUUAUACUAAAGACCGAUCCAAAAUUUAAAAAUUGCACAACGCAAGAUCUUAGUACUUCUCAAAAUGUUCUUAAUACUGCCUGGGAUUUCUUUACUAAAACU
Molecule: messenger RNA, 129 nt
Organism: Funneliformis geosporum
Lineage: Eukaryota; Fungi; Glomeromycota; Glomeromycetes; Glomerales; Glomeraceae
Source: the annotation of a GenBank genome assembly